Messenger RNA from Chinchilla lanigera (long-tailed chinchilla), 1331 nucleotides. Its product is annotated as UDP-glucuronosyltransferase 2A3-like. Bases 15 to 1331 code for a protein of 438 amino acids. Lineage: Eukaryota; Metazoa; Chordata; Mammalia; Rodentia; Chinchillidae. Gene Ontology annotation, molecular function: UDP-glycosyltransferase activity. The record is from RefSeq and is a predicted model, not a curated record. The transcript is spliced from 5 exons.
CUGAGGACGCCAGCAUGGUGCCCGGGAAGUGGGCUUGUGCGGUCCUGCUGCUGCAGCUCUGCUGUGCUGGCUGUGGAUCCUGUGGGAAGGUGCUGGUGAGGCCUUUUGAAAUGAGCCACUGGCUCAACUUGAAGACUCUUCUUGAGGAACUUGUGAAAAGAGGACAUGAGGUGACAGUUCUGACUCCUUCACACAGUUUUUUCAUUGACUACAGCAAGCCUUCUGCUUUUCAUUUUGAAGUGAUCCCUGUACCAACUGACAAAAAUGUUUCUGAGAAUACAAUAAAUGAGUUUAUCGAACUAGCUGUGAAUGUCAUGCCAACACUGUCACUCUGGCAAUCAGGAAGACUACUGCAAAAAUUCUUUCUUCAAGCAUCUGAAGAUUUGAAACUUCUGUGUACAAGUACAGUCUACAACCAGUUGCUCAUGAAGAAGCUCCGGGAAUCCAAGUAUGAUGUGUUGAUUACAGACCCUGUGAUACCCUGUGGGGAACUGGUGGCUGAGAUGCUUGGGAUCCCUUUUGUGAACACGCUAAGGUUCUUCAUGGGCUACACCAUAGAGAAAUACUGUGGGCAGCUUCCAGCUCCACCUUCCUAUGUGCCUGUUCCCAUGGGAGGACUCACAAGCAGAAUGACUUUUAUGGAAAGGGUGAAAAAUCUAGUGCUUUCGUUUUUGUUUGACUUCUGGUUCCAGCAGUAUGACUUUCAGGUUUGGGAUCAGUUUUACAGUGAAGCAUUAGGAAGGCCCACUACGCUAUGUGAGACUAUGGGCAAAGCUGAAAUCUGGCUUAUUCGGACAUACUGGGAUAUUGAAUUUCCUCGUCCAUACUUGCCUAACUUUGAAUUUGUUGGAGGACUGCACUGCAAACCUGCCAAACCUCUACCUCCAGAAAUGGAAGAAUUUGUCCAGAGUUCAGGUGAAGAUGGUGUUGUGGUGUUUUCUCUGGGGUCCAUGGUGAAAAACCUCACAGAGGAAAAAGCCAACCUCAUUGCCUCAGCCUUCGCCCAGAUUCCACAGAAGUUGGCUCUUUCUGUAAAGCAAACUAGUCAGAUUUAUAAAGAGAAUGCCAUGAGGUUAUCAAGAAUUCACCACGACCAGCCAAUGAAGCCCCUGGACCGAGCAGUCUUCUGGGUCGAGUUUGUCAUGCGCCACAAAGGAGCCAAGCACCUGCGGGUUGCAGCCCACGACCUCUCCUGGUUCCAGUACCACUCUUUGGAUGUGAUUGGGUUCCUGCUAGCCUGUGUAGCAACUGCUAUAUUUUUGGUCACAAAGUGUUGCUUAUUUUCCUACCAUAAGUUUAUUAAGACAGGAAAGAGCACAAAGAGGGAAUAG